AUGAGGAGUUUCAGGGGCAUAAGUAUGCCGUCGGUGCGCCUCGUCACUUCGUAUAUAUUCGACUGGGUCGUCAUCAUCGCGAUAGCAGCAGUGGGUGCUGGCUGGGAAUUCGUCGAUCCCUUCAAUCGCCCUUUCUCGCCAGUCGAUCUCUCCAUCUCCUACCCUUACCAAGAGUCUGAAAUGAUACCGACAUGGCUCCUCGCCGUCGUCGCCCUCAUUGCGCCCGCCGCCAUCAUCUUCCUCGUCUGUCUCCUGCUCGUCCCUGGCCCGACGGCUGAGCGCGGAACACCCAUGUCGCUCAUCUGGAGGCGCAAACUGUGGGAGUGGAACACGGGCUGGAUGGGUCUCGCCCUUUCGCUCGCAACCGCCUUCAUGAUCACCCAGGGCAUGAAGAAUCUCUUUGGCAAGCCCCGUCCAGAUCUGCUGUCUCGCUGCGAACCAGAUCUCCAACGCCUCCAGGAGUUUGCCAUUGGAGGCAUUGUUGGAGACUCGUUGAAUCCAAAUUGGGUGCUCGUCACGUCGAAGAUUUGUACCACGGACGAUGCCGAUAAACUCAAAGACGGCUUCAAAUCGUUUCCUAGUGGUCAUGCUAGCUUUUCCUGGGCAGGCCUCCUCUACUUGACCCUCUUCCUCGCCUCCAAAUUCUCCGUCGCAAUCCCCCACCUCUCUCCACGCCCGUACUCCCAAAACCCAGCCUACACCUCGGCCGUCGCCCCCUCGAAUCUCAGGAAACAAACCCUCUCCUUCAACAAGCACGACUCCUACCCCACCGAAGAAGCCGUCGUCCCCAUGCGCUACCAAAACGCGGCACCACCCGUCUGGACCAUCGUCCUCGUCCUCGUCCCCGUCGCCGCCGCCAUUUACAUCUCCAGCACGCGCUUCACAGACUUCCGCCACUUUGGCUUCGACCUCUUGUUCGGUAGCCUCAUCGGCAUCACCUGUGCGUGGUUCAGCUUCCGCCUCUACCACCUACCCGUCACGCGCGGUGCGGGCUGGGCGUGGGGCCCCAGGAGCUAUGAGCGUGCCUGGGGUAUUGGUGUCGGUCGCGGCUCCUACGUUGGCCCCGAGGGCUGGAGCAAGAAGGAUAGGCCGGAUGCGAGGGCCGGCGCCGCGAAUGGGGUUACGGAGAGUGAGCAUGAGCUUGUGGAUGGAUCGGAGUUUAUGGGUCAUCAUCAGCAGCAGUAUCAGAUGAAUGGGGCGGGCAGUGCUCAGAGGAGGGUGGAUGUGCCGCAUCUCGGGCCGGGACAGGCGGUUUAG
Plenodomus lingam JN3 is the source of this 1257-nucleotide messenger RNA. RefSeq lists its product as uncharacterized. Lineage: Eukaryota; Fungi; Ascomycota; Dothideomycetes; Pleosporales; Leptosphaeriaceae. Gene Ontology annotation, molecular function: phosphatidate phosphatase activity. The record is from RefSeq and is a predicted model, not a curated record. Gene Ontology annotation, biological process: phospholipid metabolic process.